Molecule: messenger RNA, 1708 nt
Organism: Dioscorea cayenensis subsp. rotundata (Guinea yam)
Lineage: Eukaryota; Viridiplantae; Streptophyta; Magnoliopsida; Dioscoreales; Dioscoreaceae
Exons: 4
Coding region: 410-1690 (426 amino acids)
Source: RefSeq, a predicted model, not a curated record
GCAUAUAAUAUAUGCUAAUAAGAUUAUCUCUCAUUGAGUUGGGGAUGAGAUAUAUAUAAGUCAGGAUUUUCUUAUUGUUUUCUUCUUGAGACGAGCUUGAGAGUUGUUCAAGCCAUCGGAGAUAUUCUUCAUAGUGGAUUUCAAUUCCCGACCCCCGUGGAGACGUAGGCAAGAGUGCCGAACUCCACGUAAUUACUGUGUCGUGGUUUAUGUGUGUUUUUUCUUUCUUUCUCUAUUAUAGCCCUAUCUUUGCAUGUGUUUUGGAGACUUAGCUUGACAGGUUAUUGGGACAUCUACGGGCGUGUUAGUGCUUCCGAAAGGGGUCUUAAGUGAAGCCUUAAGUCCCCCAACAUCUUCAGAGUGAAUAGACUUCAUACAUGGCGAUUACUACUUUUAUUCAUUAUCCCAAAUGGAAAUGAAGAUGGUGCUUUUACACUAUCCAAAUCCACCCCUGCUUCCUAUUUAUGCCAAUUUGUCCAUGAGAUGGCACUUGGAUAAGAACACGCAGGAAGAGUUUCUUAAACUUCCAUCAAUCUCAAUGAAUGUUUCCAGAAACAUUGUUUGUAUGCGCAACCAUGCAAACUCCAAAAAGUCUGUAUAUCAAGAUUUCAAGGACUUCGUAAAGCCUUUAUGUCUUCUGGCUGCCACUAAACCAAACACAACCAGUAGACAUGAUUCUGAAAAAAAAUUUUCUUCCGUAGAGGUUAGUGAAUCUGAUGCACUGUAUGUGGUGGAGCUGCACACAAGCAAAGACUUCGGCUCUUGUUUGAGAGAUCUAAAUGCUGCUAUACUGUUCUGCUUGAUAGAUAAAAAAGGUUACUCAAUACUGCAGAGGAUAUCUGCCGCUUCAUAUGUGAAUCUUGGGGAAGAAAAAGUAGAUUCCUCUGAUUCCAUCAAUUUUAAGAGAGGUUCAGUUGAUAUUGUUACCUUUGCUGGACCAAAGCUAGGAAAACUUGAAGCACUUUGGAUUGGUGUUGAAUCAGGUUCAUGGAGGAUGGAUGGUCUUCACGUUGCAGUAAUCAAUGGACCUCUAUCCUUUGGUAGAUCCAUUGAUGAGGUAAAGAAAGCACGAGUUAACGGGAUGCAGUAUAAAUUUGAGGUAGAUAAUAUGCCACUUGGAGAAGGAGGGGUAUCUGUCGCUAACAUGAGGCCUGUGCUUUCUGCUGAAUUUUUCAGUGACAACAUUUUGAGAAUAUCAAGUUUAAAUUUCUCUCAAUGUUCUAGAUUGGAAACUGUUACCCAUUCAAAUGAGGAAAGCAUGCAAGAAUACAAAGAUCUCAAGUUGUCCUUGCUAAUUUAUGACACCCUUCUUAUUACUGCUGGUUUCAUGGUCACAUCUACUGCCAUAAGUUCAGAAGCAGGUUAUGCCUUCUUAGUGGGUGGAAUGGCUGGCCUACUUUAUCUAUUGCUCUUGCAAAGGUUGGUUGAUGGCUUGCCAAUAGAUUCAACUACAGAUGCUACGUUUUAUAAUUUCAGGCAAACCCCUCAAAGAUUGCAGAAGCCAUUGUUUUCUUUCGCAUUGAUAUUGAUAAUAAGUUUAAGUGUAGUGAAAUAUGGGAUUGCAGGUGCAUCUGUAUCAUUAACACCAAUGGAACUUCUGCUCGGUGCUGCGGGGUUUCUUACUUGUAAGAUAGCUGUGGUUUUGGCAGCAUUUAGGCCUUUUAACUUUAGAGUAACUAAGAAAGAGUAACAGCUGCAAAUUUCUUUA